AUGACUGGGGAUGGAGAAGACGUUCAUUUGGGCUCGGUGCCGAAAUUGAGGGAUGAUCAAGAUGGCAAUGACUCCGUAGAGAUAUCUCGCCCAUCAACAGCGGCCAGUACUGCGCUCGCCGUACCAAGCCAGACAGAGACGGACGUCGGCAUGGCAGAAGCCCCAAAAAUGUCGUUGCUAGGGAAGCGCCAGACUCGCGAGCAUGCUGCCGAUUCCGAGCACUAUUCUGAGUCUAGUGCGGGCGUCAAGAAGGUGAAGCUGGCGCAAGAUGACGCUGAACAAGCCGGACAAGCUGUCACAUUAAACAAGCUGCCAAGGGACAAGUCUCAGUUGUCUGCUGAGGUUUGGCAUCACAUCUUCACUUUCUGCCCCCCACGAUCACUGGGCAAUUUGUUACGCGUUAACAAAUUGUUCAACUUCUAUCUUGAUCCUUCGUCGUCACUGGUCAACAGAGAAGUUCCUCUUCCAGCCGGCAAGAGACCCUUGGAUGUUCUUAAGCCAAAUGUCAUCUGGCAGCUUUCCAGGCGGCUUUUUUGGCCACAGAUGCCUGCCCCCCUUCGGUCCAUGGCCGAGAUCGAUAUGUGGCGGCUUGCUUGCUCCUUAACGUGUCAGAAAUGCAACAAGCAACCGCCUACCCAGUCCGACAGCUCUUCUGCAACACCUGGCCCUUGCCUAGGCCCGGGCUUGGAUGGUGUUGCUGUGAUUUGGCCAUUCGCUCGUCGCCUCUGCGGCCGCUGCUUGGUAACGACCUCGAUGAAGGAAAUCGAUCUCAUGGCCUCUCAGUCCGUGCCUUCCGCGGUCCUACAGGCAAUACCGUUCGCCUACGUAACCCCCGAUCUCCGUGUUCAGCCGUCCAACACGCCUGACACGGAGAAACAAAAAUUGUUUUCCCCGAGCGACGUCGAGGAAGUGACCAAGGAAUUCCACGACGUCCAAGCACUCGGUCCUGGUGUCCUGGACGAAUGGAUGAAGGGCCUCAAUAACCGCGGCAAGAACGCGCAGAAUGAAGCGUCAAAAUGGGAGAAAUGGUACGUGUCAGGUGGUGUCGCAAGGAUGCGUACGGAAUACUAUCCAGGCUAUGUUAAAAACAAGGCCUCCUCCAUCCCGACUCCAAACUCCGCAACGCCUGCCGCAUCACCAACCUCUUAUCCAACUGCUCCACCCGCAGCCGGAGCACAAGUAGCCUUAACGCAGGCCUCUGCUCAACAACGACCAGAAAGGACCGCUGAGGAGGUCGUUGAGCUCAAGGCAAUCAGAAAGGCCGAGAUUGAGCGACGGGCUUUACUCUUGGAUCCUCCCCUUACUCCCGAUGUCCUUCGACAUCUUCCUGCAUUUGAAGCGGCCAUGCAGAUUGUCCUUCCGUUUCAAGACAAGGACUGGGAUUUUCUUAAACCCAGACUCCUGAUCCAACGAGGCGAGGCAGAACACCAGCACCCUGAACUUUUUGUGCUUAAAGAUGGGGUUCAGCAGGAUCGCACCGAGCGUCGUCAACUCGAGGCGACUUUGGCAACCACCAAGGAGGCGAGGGAGUUCAUCGACAAACAAUGGGAAGAGACGCAAGCGCCAUUGCGUGCCAGGAUAGCCGGUCUAGCUGACGAAGCAAUCCGUGAGACUUGGGGCAAAGGCAAGAAAGUCACAAGGGAUAAUGGCGCCAAGUUCGCCGUUGAUGUUCUUUGCCACAUACGGAAACGUUUCUACGCAGAGGUCGCCGAGAAGGCCGCUACUGCUCGCUCCGCUGGCCGGGAAGUCCCGGUUGAUCCUCCGGAAGGCCCCUUCACCCAGAAGCUUACCUUGGAGAAUAUGAAGUGGAUUUUCGACACCAAGGUCAAGCCUCAUACCGAGUCAUACCGCAAGGAACUUUUCUAUUGCAAUGGCGUGAUCCAGCACUACGCAGCCAAGCACACGACUGCUCUCAGCUUGGGCACUAUCGUUGUUCAUUGGAGGGCAGAGUGGCCGCAGUACCCUCCUUUCCGUUCUGAUCCUCGCCCCUCCAAACAACCACCUCACAGCCACGGCUUCCGACCCCCUUUUGUUGGUAAGUUGGGAGGCGCUGUUUUGCCCCAGGGCCACAACUACCGGUCCACGAAUGGACACGCCGGGUUUCCUCCCUAUCAACAAUACCCAGCACCUGGAUAUCAUACAACGCCAUAUCCAGAGCAAUAUCAGGCAAUUCCUCCGCCAGCCUACCCCCCAGGCCCCUAUACCCCUGCUCCACAACAGCCUUUUUAUGGACAGCCGCCGCCCCCACCACCACCGCAGCAGCAGCAGCAGCCCUAUGUAUCUCAGCCGCCCUUGUAUGCGCCUUACCAGCCUUCGGCUAUACCGUACCCUCCCCACACUGCGAGCGAGCCGGCACAAGUAUAUGGGCCACCGUCACCUGCGGCACAAGCCUACAACUACAACUCUUUCCAGGCAAAUGCUCACAACUCGUACCCUGGAAUCCAACCUCCUGGAUACCACGACGGCUACCAUGUCAGGCUGGAGGAAGUUGCUCGUUCAUCGCGCGAAAUCUGGAACAGUCUUGGGGCCAUCAGAGAUCUGCCAAGCAGCAUUAGGGUCUUCGUCACGAUACACCAUCUCGUGAAGCGGUUUCACGCAAGGUUUGGUGAGGCUCCUCCCUUUGCUAUGUUCAUUGACGGUCUCUCCAACAAUAAGGAUAUGCGGCCUGUGCGAAACGUGAACGGUCUGGUUUGCAAAGCUUGUCAUCUUGGACAUGGAAAUGCGGCGCACGUAGAGGAAGAGAGAAAGACGUUUUCUCUCCCGCAGCUGGUCAAUCACUUCCAAUCCAAACAUAUUGAACCUAUGCAGGCCCAUGGAGUUCACCCACUGCUUGACUGGGUGCUGGAUAUGGUUUUGCUCCCUAAUCUCAAUACACUCUCGAGACUAAAAGCGUGUGGCGAGCCUCAAAGGGGUAUGCUUGCAGAGGCUCUGCCACAGCUCUUUCAAACCCGUCCUUCGUCUGUUCAACAGUACCCUUCACCUUACCCAGUGCCGUCUAGGGGUAGGCAGAUCGAGUUUCCAGGACCUGGGAUAAACGGCUUUGCCGGCCGUGAACAACUAUACAGUGGCUCUCCUGCCUCACGGCAAUAUUCCUUGACGAAUCAUCCUUCUGACAGAGACUCCGGCAACAUGGUCCUACCUACCCUCAACAAUGGCCGCUCUGAUGCUCCUCAGAAUGGCUAUGUUCCGGAGCAACAACCAAACUUCAGCUCGGUUGCAUAUGACAUCAGAAGCAGGGAUAACCAGGACAGGCGUGGGAAUCUUCAGCCAGUCAUGGAGAGUGCCCGUUCAUCCUUCAAGGAAUCCAAACCGGUUGAGGCGGGAACUGAGGAGUGGAAUCGGGGAUGGAGUACAAGCAGGACCGAGUCCGGCAAGCCACAUUCCUCGUACCAGAACUCUGGUGCUGGAGAAAAUCCCGAUCGGCCGCGUGAAGCUUCAUUAAUUCAGUACCCAGCAACUCGCACGCCUCCACGACCUUUGAUGGCAGUCACUCGGGCAUUGCAAGCCUCGUCAGUUAUUGGACAUGAGGAAGUGCCGAAUCUACAGCACCAAGGGCAUCCUUCGGCAGUUGCUCACCAACAUAGAGACUUGAGUGAUCGCACUUACACCGUCGAGCACGGAAUGGCCACAUCCUCGGGCGCCGCACCUCCAACGAGAAUCUAUAACCGCUACGAUGAGGUUGCCAGGCGUUCGAGGUCUCCGGUGUACGGUGUUAGUUACCAGUCGGUGCCGCCGAGAAGAGAUCGGAGUCCGUUGAUGCAGCAGGUUGCGCCGGUCUAUCUUCCUGGGGCUGGGGCACCUCCCCUGAACGACGAGCUGGAGUAUAGUCGCUAUCGUUCCCAAACAGUUGUGCCAGAGUAUUUCCCAAGGCGCGCUGACACCGAGGUAUAUGACCGGCCUUUCCGGUCGGAGUAUCAUGAUCAUGAUCACACCGCUAGACCGGAGUGUUUUCGCAAUCCGGUGGACGCCCGGGCUCACUCACGGCCACCGCCGCCGGCGCCGCCUGCCGACACAUAUGAGAUCGUGCAAGUGAGGGACGAGCGAGGAGAGUAUCUGAUCCGGCGCCCCGUGCGACGCGAAGCCGCAGCCCAAUCUUUCCACGACGUGGAACGCAGGGCCUAUCGGGACGCGGAUCCUUACGGUUCCGUUCCAUAUGCUGAAAGCGAGCAGCCUGUUUAUGCCGCGGAUUCGCGCGGCGCUCCAGCCGUGGCAUAUACUAGGCACGGUACCGUGAUGAGAGAGGAAACACAGCGAGGAUCCCGUGGAGAGGAUUCUUACUACGAGGAGUAUGACCCUCGAUUUCCCGCUGCCCCGUGA
Sordaria macrospora k-hell is the source of this 4317-nucleotide messenger RNA. Lineage: Eukaryota; Fungi; Ascomycota; Sordariomycetes; Sordariales; Sordariaceae. The record is from RefSeq and is a predicted model, not a curated record.